UCAGGGGAAGUAGACGGUACAUUGAAUUUGAUAUCCUGCUGAAGACGCAGAUAAUGAGGACUUACUAUUGCCUACCACUAUUCAUCUGGACCUAUAUGUUUUAUUCAGUUGAUGCUAUCCCAUUGCAAGAAAAAGCUAACAGUAAUUUCCCAACCAAAAGAAUAAUGAGUCUGACAAAAGACAAUGGUAAAAUGCUACAUCGCACCAAGCGUGGCUGGAUGUGGAAUCAGUUCUUCUUGUUGGAAGAGUACACAGGGACAGAUACACAAUAUGUAGGCAAGCUUCACACUGACCAAGACAAAGGAGAUGGAAAUUUAAAAUACAUAUUAACAGGAGAUGGGGCUGGCAGUAUAUUUGUUAUAGAUGAAAAUACAGGAGAUAUUCAUGCUGCAAAGAAAUUAGACAGAGAAGAAAAAUCCCUGUACAUCCUUCGUGCCAAGGCUAUAGACAGGAAGACUGGGCGGCAGGUGGAACCCGAAUCUGAAUUUAUCAUUAAAAUCCAUGAUAUCAAUGACAAUGAACCAAAAUUCACAAGAGACUUAUACACUGCCAGUGUUCCUGAGAUGUCUGGAGUAGGUACAUCAGUUACACAAGUGACUGCGACAGAUGCAGAUGAUGCCAACUACGGAAAUAGUGCCAAAGUGGUCUACAGCAUAUUGCAAGGACAGCCCUAUUUCUCAGUGGACCCAGAAUCAGGCAUUAUAAAAACUGCAUUACCGGACAUGAGCCGAGAAAACAGGGAGCAGUACCAAGUGGUUAUACAAGCAAAGGACAUGGGCGGCCAGAUGGGAGGCCUUUCUGGGACCACCACAGUGAACAUCACGCUGACCGACGUCAACAACAACCCUCCUCGAUUUCCCCAGAGCACGUAUCAAUUUAAUUCUCCCGAGUCUGUGCCUCUGGGAACCCACCUUGGGAGGAUAAAAGCCAAUGACCCUGAUGUGGGGGAAAAUGCUGAGAUGGAAUACCGCAUUGCCGAAGGCGAAGGCGCUGACAUGUUCGAUGUCCUCACUGACAAGGAUACACAGGAAGGGAUUAUAACUGUCAAACAGAAUUUAGAUUUUGAAAACAAAAUGCUGUACACUUUAAGAGUGGAUGCAAGUAACACACACCCAGAUCCACGAUUUCUACACCUGGGACCUUUCAAAGACACAGCUGUGGUCAAAAUAUCUGUGGAGGAUAUCGAUGAGCCUCCUGUGUUUAGUAAAAUUUCUUACUUGAUAGAGGUAGAUGAAGACGUAAAGGAGGGCAGCAUCAUUGGACAAGUUACGGCAUAUGACCCAGAUGCAAUGAACAAUUUAAUAAAGUACUCCGUUGACCGGCACACUGAUACAGACUGGGUCUUCAGUGUCCACGCAGACAAUGGCUCCAUCUUCACCUUGAAGCCUCUUGACCGCGAGUCGUCCCCAUGGCACAACAUCACCGUGAUAGCCACAGAAUUAAAUAACUCAAAACAGAGUAGCCACAUUCCAGUCUUCAUCAGAAUUCUAGAUAUAAAUGACCAUGCUCCAGAAUUUGCCAUGUACUAUGAAACCUUUGUUUGUGAAAAUGCAAAACCUGGGCAGUUGAUCCAGACUGUCAGUGUCAUGGACAAGGAUGAUCCUCCCCGAGGCCACAAAUUCUUCUUUGAGCCAGUGCCAGAGUUUCCCCUCAAUCCAAACUUUACCAUUGUAGAUAAUAAAGAUAACACAGCAGGAAUCAUGACUCGAAAAGAUGGGUACAGCCGCCACAAAAUGAGCACCUAUCUCCUACCGGUUUUAAUCUUUGACAACGAUUACCCGAUCCAAAGCAGCACGGGCACUCUCACCAUCCGGGUGUGCGCCUGUGAUAACCAAGGAAACAUGCAGUCUUGCAAUGCGCAGGCCUUGGUCCUCUCGGCCGGGCUCAGCACGGGAGCUCUGGUUGCCAUCCUCCUCUGCGUCCUCAUCCUGCUCGUAGUUUUAGUUGUGCUGUUUGCUGCAUUGAAGAGGCAAAGAAAAAAGGAACCUCUGAUAAUUUCAAAAGACGAUGUCCGGGACAACAUCGUGACCUACAAUGACGAAGGCGGUGGGGAAGAAGACACUCAGGCUUUUGACAUUGGCACAUUAAGGAAUCCUGAAGCAAGAGAAGAAAGUAAACUUAGAAGGGAUGUAAUGCCGGAAACUAUUUUUCAGAUAAGGAGAACUGUGCCUCUGUGGGAAAAUAUUGAUGUACAAGAUUUUAUCCAUCGAAGAUUAAAAGAAAAUGACUCAGACCCAAAUGCACCUCCUUAUGAUUCUCUGGCUACAUAUGCCUAUGAAGGGAAUGAUUCCAUAGCAGAUUCACUCAGUUCUUUAGAAUCUCUCACAGCGGAUUGUAACCAAGAUUAUGAUUAUCUCAGCGACUGGGGACCUAGGUUUAAAAAACUGGCCGAUAUGUACGGGGGUGAUGAGAGUGACCGAGAUUAA
Messenger RNA from Pteronotus mesoamericanus, 2426 nucleotides. RefSeq names its product cadherin 9 (gene CDH9). Lineage: Eukaryota; Metazoa; Chordata; Mammalia; Chiroptera; Mormoopidae. The coding region runs from base 54 to 2426 and encodes 790 amino acids. Gene Ontology annotation, biological process: cell-cell adhesion mediated by cadherin; calcium-dependent cell-cell adhesion; adherens junction organization. Gene Ontology annotation, cellular component: plasma membrane; adherens junction; catenin complex. Gene Ontology annotation, molecular function: calcium ion binding; cadherin binding. The record is from RefSeq and is a predicted model, not a curated record. The transcript has 11 exons.